Molecule: messenger RNA, 1139 nt
Organism: Danio rerio (zebrafish)
Lineage: Eukaryota; Metazoa; Chordata; Actinopteri; Cypriniformes; Danionidae
Source: RefSeq, a predicted model, not a curated record
AAUACACAAACCCUGCAGACUGAAGCAAAGUAAGAAUGUUUUGCGUUUUCUCUCUGAUUUUUCUGCUUGUGAUUCCUGGGGUUUGCAGACAGAAAUGGGGAGUUAAGUACUCAAAAAUGGCCAUAUGUGCUUUAAAGAGUUCAACAAUACAUUUAUCAGGCAGUUAUACACACCCUUAUGGUCUCACUGUGACAAAGAUAUUUUGGACUGUAAACCCAAAAAUAGGAGAAUCCAUCAAUCUGCUGGAUAAUUCGAAUUAUACAGGCAGAGUUGAGUACUUUGACAAAGACAAAUUUUUUUUUGUCAAGCUCAGUAAUGUGAGACAAGAGGAUGAAGGAAUGUACUGCCUCAGAAUUGAGACAAAGGUAGAAAAAGAGCGACAUCUGGGUUAUCCUGGGAUUGAGCUCACAGUGACAGAGCUCAGAGUGGAGACUCCUGAAGAGGUGGUUGAAGGAGAUUCUCCAGUCUUAAUUUGUAAAAGCUCUUGUAAUCUUGGCAGCACAAACUUCAGCUGGUAUAAAAACGGCGAGUCUUUCUCAAAAUGGGUCGGUGAGAAUCAGCUGAUUCUGCAGUCGGUCAGCAGGGAAGAUUCUGGAAACUACAGCUGUGCAGUGAGAGAUCUGAAAGAUCUGCCAUCUCCUGCUCUCACGCUCAACGUCAGAUAUCCUCCAAAGAGCGUCUCAGUGUCCGUCAGUGGAUCUGCUGUAAUAGUGUCUGGAGAUUCAGUGACUCUGAGCUGCAGCAGCGACUCAAACCCUCCUGCACUGAACUUCAGCUGGUUUAAGGAGAAUCAAAGCUCAGCUAUUGGAUCUGGACAGAGUUUCAGCAUCUCCAGCUUUAACACCAAUCACAGUGGACGAUACUACUGCGAGGCGCACAAUAAAUAUGGCUCUCUGAGAUCAGCGUCUGUGUCUUUAACAGCUAAAGAUGGCCAGAAUACACUUCUGUACGCUGCUGCUGGAUUUGGUGCUGCAUUCAUCUGCAUCUGCAUUAUUAUUGUGGCACUAAAGAUCAUAAGAAGGAAGACAGCAGAUGCAGAAGUCCAAGGUGAUUUAUCAAAACAGGCAAGUCCACAAUAGUAUGAGCAUUUCUACAGAUUAUUUCGAUCAGAUUGUGAGUGUUUGAACAAUGUGUGUUUA